This is a messenger RNA of Hydractinia symbiolongicarpus, 1384 nucleotides long. RefSeq names its product 3-hydroxyanthranilate 3,4-dioxygenase-like. Bases 20 to 886 code for a protein of 288 amino acids. The record is from RefSeq and is a predicted model, not a curated record. Gene Ontology annotation, cellular component: cytoplasm. The transcript has 12 exons. Gene Ontology annotation, molecular function: 3-hydroxyanthranilate 3,4-dioxygenase activity; iron ion binding. NCBI's taxonomy places the organism in Eukaryota, Metazoa, Cnidaria, Hydrozoa, Anthoathecata, Hydractiniidae. Gene Ontology annotation, biological process: quinolinate metabolic process; 'de novo' NAD+ biosynthetic process from L-tryptophan.
AAGUAAAAAAAUCGUUGGAAUGGUUGAGGAAGCUAACAUUGGAAAUGUAGUUAAUGUGGAAAAAUGGCUAAAAAAAAAAGAAGAGAAGUUUAAGCCACCAGUAUGCAACAGUAUUAUGGCUGGAGGCUUUUUAAAGAUUAUGUUCGUAGGUGGACCAAAUGUAAGAAAGGAUUAUCAUUUGGAUCAAGGAGAGGAGUUAUUCUACAUGGUGAAAGGGGAUAUGUGUUUGAAGAUUAUGGAGAGAGGAGAACCAAAAGAUGUUCAUAUUAAAGAGGGAGAGAUAUUUGUGCUGCCAUCCCGAAUUCCACAUUCACCUCAAAGAAGUGCAAAUACUUUAGGUCUGGUUAUUGAAAGAGAGAGGGCUGAUUUGUGGGAUGGGAUAAGAUACUACUGUGAUGAUGGAAAGACAAUUUUAUGGCAAAAAUUUUUUCACCUUCACAGUUUAGUGAAAGAUUUCCCUCCAGUGAUUGCAGAAUAUUUUGCUUCAGAGCAGUACAAAACAGGAAAACCAAUCCCAGGCACAACAGAGGAAGAUGAAGAGAAAUUUAAAGUGGAUGUUGAUACGGUUGUGAAUCCUCCAUUUUCACUCAACUCUUGGGUGAAUGAAAAUCUUGCAGAGAAUUGCAGUAAAAUGUUAUUUGGAAACGGCGAGUUUAAGGUUUUUGUGUAUGGUAAGGGCAAAUACGAUCUUGCGAAUAAAUACGAGACUUGGCUUUGGAUGAAGGAUGGAUCCGCCACGGUGACUGUUAAGGGUAAAGAAUUGAAGUUGUUGGGUGAAGAUUCGCUGAUCAUUUUACCUAACGAAAAAAUUUCAGUGGAAGUAAAUGACGUAAAAGGUUACUUGAUGGAGUUUAUUAUGGAUCCAACUGCGACACCUCAGAAGUAAUCUCUGUCAGAUGUUGUAACUUUAGAUUUUUGAUUCAUACGCACAGUCCUGAAGUAGCAGUUAAGUUAUCAAUCUUACUAAGAUAUAGCUGUGAUCUAGUAUCUUCUGUCAAGUCUCGUCUUAAUAAUAUGUUCUGUGUUGAAUGGGACACGCUGCCAAUGUUUCCUCCAUUUCAUAUUAUGCUGUAUUUUCUGAAAUACAGCAUAAUAUGCUGCCAAUGUUUCCUCCAUUUCAUAUUAUGCUGUAUUUUCUGAAACUUCUUCUUUAUUUAAAUAAUAUCCACAGUUUGUCUUCAGGACUUUUUAGCUAGUUUUUAGGUAAUUUUUUCAAAUAUAAGCAUUGUUGUGCACGAUUUUUUAUAAAUUUAAAAAGUGUUAGUGUGACAUUAUUUAAUAAUAUUGUAUAAAUGUAGAAUAACUUAGAUAGUAUUUGCAACGAUAGCAUAUGGUGGUUUGAAUUUUCGUUUUUUACCGAAAGAAGAAAUAAAUCAAUUCGGGA